UGCCACACAGAAGACCAUGAUGAGGAUGAAGAUGGAGAUCUGAUUGAUGAAGCCGAGGUAGACGAGCUGUUCCAUCAACAGGUUCCCAAAGUCAUCGGAGACGGAGAACACAGGAUCUUCAUUGUUCACCCCGAUGUGAAAUGGGGAAGCAGAAAGCAGUAUCUCACAACGGCGGAGCUGAUGGUGGACGAGGCCGUUGGUCUGGUGAACACCUUGGAAAACUGGAGGGUCGUGGACAAGAUCAUCCUCUCCACUAAGACGCCAGAGAAAAGGACGAUUUUUGGCAAAGGGAACUUCCAGUUUCUCACAGAAAAGAUUAGGCAAACCCCAGGGAUCACUGCCGUGUUUGUGAACGUGGAGCGACUUUCUCCUUCAUCUGAGAAAGAGUUUGAGGACGCCUGGGGUGUGAAGGUCCUGGAUCGCUACUCGGUGGUCCUCCACAUAUUCCGCCGCAACGCACGGACGCGUGAGGCGAAGCUACAGAUCUCUCUGGCGGAGAUCCCCCUGCUCAGAUCUCGCCUGAGAAACGAAAUAGCAAAUUUUGACCAGCAGGGCGGCGGUAACAGAUACAUCGGCGGCUCAGGCGAGACGCUGCAGGAGUUCCAACAGAGACAACUGAAAGAGCGGGAAACGAAGAUCCGCGUGGCCCUCGAGCAGCUUCGAAGGAAGAGAAACCUGCUGCGCUCCCAGAGGAAAGACAAAGACUUCCCAGUCGUCUCGGUGAUGGGAUACACCAACUGUGGAAAGACCACUCUGAUCAAAGCACUGACCGGGGACCGCGCCCUCCAGCCCAGGAACCAGCUGUUCGCUACGCUGGACGUGACGGUGCACGCCGGCCAGCUGCCCAAUCACAUGACCGUGCUCUACGUGGACACCAUCGGCUUCCUGUCCCAGCUGCCCCACCAGCUCAUCGAUUCUUUCUCGGCCACCCUGGAGGACGUCAAACACUCGGACCUCAUAGUGCACGUGCGAGACAUCAGCCACCCGGAGACGGUGAACCAGAAGGUGAACGUCCUCAACGUCCUGAAAAGUCUGCAGAUCCCAGACCGCCUGAUGAGCUCCAUGAUCGAGGUCCACAACAAGAUCGACCUGGUCAACGACUACCACCCCACAGAGCCUGAGACCGUGGCUGUGUCGGCGCUGACGGAGCAGGGUCUGGACCGGCUGAAGGCGAUCCUGGAGGACGAGGUGGUCCGGUCCACCGGGAAGCUCAUCUUGAACCUCGAAGUAGACCUCAGCUCAGCCCAAUUAAGUUGGCUGUACAGGGAGGCCACCGUACAGGAAGUGACUGUGGACGCCGACGAAGGAUCGGCAGUCGUCAUGGUGAUCAUCGGCACGGCGGCAUACGGGCGCUACAGGAAGAUGUUCCCGGCCAGAUCCUAGAGGCGGCGCAAGGUCCCCCCUGCUACCGUACGUCACACGCCGUCUCGCGGAGACGACCGCUUCAGUCUUCUUCCAAAGGAGCACUCUACUCCCAAGUCUUAAAUAGUUGGGGUACACAAAGACAUUAUGGGGACACAGGGACACGUGGGUGUUAAUGAGCGGACCCUCCUUUCGCCAAUAGGAAAAACGUCCCAUCCCUCAAGAAUAUCGUUUUGUAAACAAUUUGAGCCAAACGUGAGCGAUGUCAGGAUAACGUCGCACUCCUACAGCAGUGUUUUCCAAACGCUGCUUCCAUUUGAUUCCCCCUGGCUAUUUUCCCUUUCCGCUACAGAGAGAAAAAUACAUUUACGUUCAGCGUCAUCUCAUUUAUUUGUUUUUCUUUGAAAUAAACUAAAUUAUUUGGUACAAACAUUAUUGUUUAUAGUCAUUU
Messenger RNA from Gadus chalcogrammus (walleye pollock), 1813 nucleotides. Its product is annotated as putative GTP-binding protein 6. Gene Ontology annotation, cellular component: cytoplasm. The annotation marks the transcript as partial. Gene Ontology annotation, molecular function: ribosome binding; GTP binding. The transcript is spliced from 10 exons. Lineage: Eukaryota; Metazoa; Chordata; Actinopteri; Gadiformes; Gadidae. The record is from RefSeq and is a predicted model, not a curated record.